AUGACUGUGGCAUCUGUUCCUACCGAUGUGGAUGUGGUGCCGGAGGAUGUAAACGUCCUUGUACCCAAGGAGGAUGCACCUGGCCCGCAACCCUGGCAAUCCAUGAAGAUCCUGUGCUUCACGUGGAAUAUGGGUGAUGCCAAGCCAGAGGAGGAGGAACUAGAGCACUGGCUGCCAAAGAAGGGAGGCGACUAUGAUCUUGUAGCUGUUGGAGUUCAGGAGUGCAGCUAUGAUCCGGGCAGCAGCCCGUCUCGCAACCCGAAGCGCCGGAAGUCCUUGAAAGGCAGUGGCAAGGUUCAGCUUCCGAUGCUCUCCGGGGCAGUGGAAGAGGCCUGGCACACUUUGGGUAGUAGUCCCCGCUCCAGCGACAAGAGCCCUGAGCGGCGAGUCCGGGAUGUCCGGGAGGAAGCCUUCAAUUUCCAUUGGGAUGACAUCCUGGCAGAAAGGCUUGGGGAUGGAUUUACAAGGGUGCAGCAGGUGGUCCUCAUGAGCAUGCGCCUCCUCGUUUUUGCUCGGACGGAGUACUGUGAUGGCACCUUCGAGUGGUGUGGUGGCCCCCUGGUGCACUCCGUGCAGCAAACAUACUCGGCAACAGGCUUGAUGGCCGGCACUGUCGGGAACAAGGGCGGUCUUGUGGUGACGUUGCAAUUUGGGCCGACCCGGCUGUGCUUCGUAAGCUGCCACCUAGCUGCCCACCUCAGCGCGGGAGAGAAGCGCAACAGCGACUGCCGGGAGAUACUGCAGGAGACAUGGCCAGUGUGUCAUCCCGACUUGGACCUCUCCUGCGAGUUCGACCACUGCUUUUGGUUUGGGGAUCUGAACUACAGGCUUGACCUGGCCAUGUCUGACCUCAGAGACCUCCCAACGGUUGCUUUGGGCAAGGCAAAGCCCACCUCGGGCAAGGAGAUUCCGACAGGGCCUUCAACCUUGUCGGCUCCGUCAAACCCCUCCAGGCCCGAUCACUUCACCGCCAUCCUGGACAUGGUCGAGGCAGAGCUCUAUGAUGAGCUGAUGCGCCAUGACCAGCUAAGGCUCUACCGGCAAGCAGGGAAGGCCUUCGUGGGAUUCCAGGAGGGCAACCCGAGCUUCCCUCCGACCUUCAAGGUUGAAAGAGCCAGUGGCACAAAGCACCAAGAGGAGAGAACUCCUUCUUACUGUGAUCGCAUUCUCUGGAAAUCCUUGGACUCCUUAGAAGGCUGCGUUACCCAGCAGACAUUGGCGUCACCAGCGGAGGUGACCACCAGCGAUCACAAGCCGGUCUUUGCACGUUUUAAAGUGGAAGCGCCUGCUUCUCUCGGGCAGCUUUUCCAGAAGCAGCUCUCGCCAGACAAAUUUCCGGCUGUGCAGGUGACCCACCUAAAAGCACGAGGUGUGCCCUCUGGACAAGGAGCAAAGUUCCGUGUGCUCUUCAUCGUAACACCGCUGGAGCUGAACACCGCGAGAUAUGAAAGUGCAGUGAGGCAGAUGCGUGAGCCAACAUGGAGGGCGGAUGAGCUGCCUGUCUUGCGGCCCGCAGCAACAUGCCAGGACGAGUUGAACAGCUGUUCUGUGAUUCUUGUCCUGUACAACAAGAACGUCAGGCUAGGUUCCGUAGGUUUGCGCUUUCCUGGAUACGACUCUUCCCACACUCUGUCUGGGCAGCGCUUUCACUUGGAUUUCGACAAGCCUAUUGUGAACAGGAAGUCCAAGGACGUUGCCAUAGUUCCUUAUGCCCACAUCACUACCUGUCCGGCUCCGUUCCUGGAUUUUCCCGUCCUUGCCCAUCCGUUGCUGCAAACGCCCAAGGAGACCCGCUGCCCACUUUGCAACGAGGAGUUGGUUGAGGUGCUGCUCACCAACAGGCGCGAUGCAUCCUUCGAUCCGAAGGAUGUCCUGGGACUUAACUAUGAAGUUCCCUGGACGUACUUCGGUGACGACACGAUCCGUCGAGCUGCCGGGCAGCUACUGGGCUAUCGAUGCCAGAUGGAGGGCUGCGAGAAGCGAGACGUUGCCUUCAACACUCUGAAAAAGUUAGAGGAGCACCUUUGGCACUCGCACUGGCGACAGCUUUGCAAUGUCUGCUUGCAUCACAGGCCGGCAUUCGUUUGUGAACAGCGGGCCUAUGCGUCGAACGACAUGGAGCGCCAUUUUCGGGAAGGAGACGCCGCAUUCAUGUCGACGGAGCAUCCGACCAGCUCAGCAGCAAGUGUUCCUCCUCAUCCCAAGUGCGAAUUUUGCGGUCAGAGGUUCUUCAACGAUGAGAGCCUUCUGGCACAUAUGCAGAUGAAGCACGGGGUUUGCAAUCUUUGUGACUCCAUGGGAUGGAAGAACGAGUACUACUUGAACCCAAAGUGCCUUUCGCGCCAUUAUCAGGAAUGCCACUACGUGUGCGCUCACCCGGACUGCGCGACUGGCGGUUACAGGCAGAUCGCUUUCGCGGAUGAGAAGGGCCUCGAGGAUCACUACAUCAGAGUCCAUAAGCAGACCUUUGUGCAGGAGAAGGGCAAGAACAAGCUGGAAAUCAACUGGUUCCAGGACUCCAGCCGGCAUCGAGGAAAAGGCUCAGGCCGGGGGUCACUGGAGGACGUGGAUCCGGUACACUUCCGAUGGCCGUGGCGGGACGGCAACUUCAAGCGCUACCCCCGCCGUGACAUCAUUCCUCUUGCCAUCAAGGGCAGCGAAGCUGGAGGCUGGCGAGCGAAGGAUCCCGAAGGGGGCGGAGAUGUAGAACAAAAUGGUAGCGGCGAUCUCGAGUCCGAGCAGGUGGAAGUGCCUCUGCAACCAGGAACUGCUCCGGAGGAUGCAACUGCGAAGAGAGGAGCUGAGAAGAAGGAGCCAGAGAAGAAAGAGCAGGCACUACUUCCUGCCAUGGAAGCUCUGGGCAUCGAGUGUGCGGUUGCCAGCGAUGGACCGCGCAGCGGGGCUCCGAGCUGCCUCAGCGCCUUAUGGGGAGCUCUGUGCGCCAUUCUGACGGAGGACGACCAAGAAGACCGCGACACGGUGCUCUUACCCGUGGUUCAGAGGCUCAAUGCCGCGGAGGUGGAAAACCUGGAGAGCAUGCGGAUUCAUCUGCAUGACUGCCCUGGUGAUCCCGGCGCAGCGGAGCACAGCAUCGACUGGGCUCCCCUGGAGCGGUUAUUGAGUCUACGCCCGCUGCUGUUCAGACUCUUGCGUGACAAGACCAACCAGACCAAGGCGAACAACUCGUCCGGCUCCAAUCGUCGUCUGAUUGGGCCAAGGCAGGGUCCAGCUGCUGACCACGAGCAGGACGAGGCAAAGGCCUGGCGCGAGUGGAAGGUUGCAGCGCAGGCGGUCAUCCUGGCUAUGGAAUCCAAGGCUCAACAACGCGUGCUGCGUUAUGUGGCGCUGUGUGUACAGAGACGAACAGCGCUUGACAACCGGGACGCGGGCGUCCCGGAUUGGGAGGAUGAGGAGAACUUGCAGCAGGAUUUCCCAUCACUUGGGGAGGCACCGGUCCAAAACUCUGGCGCAGAAGUCAGCUCUCUCGCACGCCAUGCGCGAGGUUGGUCCGACAUCGCGGCCGGUCAGGCGCGUGAGGUGAGCGCCCAGGUGGAGCAAUUUCCGGCAUUGGGAGGGGCGGCGGGCCCUGCGACUGCGACGGUGGCCAGUUGGGGCCCUGGCCAGAAGACCCCAGCACCGUCUCCAGCACAGGCUGCAGGCCGGCCAGGCGAGAACGGGCACCAGGGCCCGAACGCUGCCGAUCGUGUUCGAGGCAAAAACUUGCUGGACACAGGGGCGGAGGCAUUCCCAAGCUUGGGUGGGAGCAGCGUGCCCGUUGCUGAGAACGUGAAGUGGGGAGU
This is a messenger RNA of Symbiodinium necroappetens, 3800 nucleotides long. NCBI's taxonomy places the organism in Eukaryota, Dinophyceae, Suessiales, Symbiodiniaceae. The record is from the annotation of a GenBank genome assembly.